UAUUAUUACAACCAUGGAAGAUAGUUUUCCCUUCAGCUUCGGACUUGCAUCGGAUGAAGAUGAGGAAUUCAAUGACAUCUUCUGUCCAGCGAAAGCAAAAGCCAAAGUUGUAAAGUCAAAGGCACCUUCUGCGGAGGAGUAUCAUGCUCAGAUAGACGCGGAUGGGUGGUUUCACCAAACAGGCGCCUCAGUGCUUGAAGUUAUGCAAAAUGAUAAGAAUGGUGCCAACAAAGUCAAGAUGAGGGCUGAUCAUUAUUAUAUGCUACAUCAGUAUCAGGACGCAUACGAGAUCGCAAAGGAAUAUUGUCGCGUCGUAUCUUUGCAAAAUCAACUGAAUCUGAUAGAUAGAAUUGAACAAUCCGAAACUGAGAUUGAAAGAACAUCAAACAUAUUAAAGGUAACGGAUUCGAAGGAGAUGCAAGAGAUGGCUCUCCGCUGUGCACUCAAGUUAAACAAGUUGGACGAAGCUGCAGCAUUUGCCGAUGAGCUUACGCUGCAAGAUAUUGGAACUGUAUUUCUUAAGGCCAAGGCAUUUAUAGCAGUUGGACGCUACAAUGCUGCGGCACUCAAUCUGGUUCAAUUUCAAAAGACAAAGAGUAGCAAUUACUCUAUUUGGAAAGCUCUUGGAGAAUGUUUGCAUCAGUCUUCAAAAGCACUAAUAUUCCAGUCAGAACCAAAGCUAUCAAUACCAACCUUAAUAUCUAGACCAUAUCCUUCAUUAACGUUAUGUUCCUAUGGCGUGGAUCUUCGGAGGGUAAAAAUUUUGGCUUUAAUCAGCAUUCUGCGAGCCCGUUAUCUAAUGCUUGUAUCCACGUGGUCGAAUGUCAGCUAUGCAAAAGUCCGGUUUGAUCAAGAGUUAAGAACCAUUGAUGACCUACGGAGAGUCUUGGAGCGUGAAUGUGAGCUGGAGAUGUAUGACUCAGCUAGCCAGUUGAAAGAGUUCGAGAGUAGCUUACAAGACCAAGACUUGAAGCAUCGACGGUUAGAAGAUUAUGAGAACAAGAUUGUCAUCCCAGCUCUAGAGCUACUUCAGAGGAUGAAGCAAGCAAAUGGUGAAGGUCUAAAGGAAGAAAGUGAAUCAGCUUUGGAGAUUGUAGAGUUUAUCGUCAACUCAUGGGAUACACAAUUGGUAGACUUUUCUGCUUCUGGAGGUGGAACUGACGAGGACAAUGACGAUGUGAAUGGGCUCUCAGUCCGGGACAAAUAAAGACUCAUUAUCAAGGGGUUGAGUCUACAUAUUCUUGACACAAAUGAAUCAAAAGCAUGUGCGCGCGCACCGACCAACGCGGGCGAUGUGGAGGAAAACGGAUCAAGACAGAAUGAAUUCACACGCCUCUAUAAAUUCAAUAAAUAGGAG
This is a messenger RNA of Lobosporangium transversale, 1357 nucleotides long. RefSeq lists its product as hypothetical. The record is from RefSeq and is a predicted model, not a curated record. Lineage: Eukaryota; Fungi; Mortierellomycota; Mortierellomycetes; Mortierellales; Mortierellaceae. Bases 14 to 1207 code for a protein of 397 amino acids. Gene Ontology annotation, molecular function: protein binding. The transcript has 4 exons.